Molecule: messenger RNA, 3638 nt
Organism: Nannospalax galili (Upper Galilee mountains blind mole rat)
Lineage: Eukaryota; Metazoa; Chordata; Mammalia; Rodentia; Spalacidae
Gene: St6galnac3
Product: ST6 N-acetylgalactosaminide alpha-2,6-sialyltransferase 3
Exons: 5
Coding region: 24-941 (305 amino acids)
Biological process (GO): oligosaccharide metabolic process; ganglioside biosynthetic process
Molecular function (GO): alpha-N-acetylgalactosaminide alpha-2,6-sialyltransferase activity
Source: RefSeq, a predicted model, not a curated record
GCGCGAGCCGGGCCGGGAGCGCCAUGGCCUGCAUCCUGAAGAGAAAGUUUGUGAUUACGGUGAGCUUCCUGGCCACGUUCCUCUUCCUGCUGGUGGUGCGCCUGGUCAGUGAAGCGAGUUUCCCGUUGCUACUAAAUUGCUUUGGACAACCUGGAGCAAAAUGGACCCCGCUGUCCUACACAUACAGGCAGCCCCUUCGAACUCACCAUGGAUACAUAAAUGUGAGGACAGAAGAGCCUUUGCAGCUGGACUGUGACUUGUGCACCAUCGUGUCAAAUUCGGGUCAGAUGGUUGGACAGAAAGUAGGCGAUGAGAUAGACCGCUCCUCCUGCACCUGGAGAAUGAACAAUGCGCCAACCAAGGGUUAUGAGGAAGAUGUUGGCCACGUGACGAUGAUCCGAGUUGUGUCCCAUACCAGCGUUCCUCUUUUGCUAAAAAACCCUGACUAUUUUUUCAAAGAAGCGAACAGCACUACUUACGUUAUUUGGGGCCCUUUCCGCAACAUGCGGAAGGAUGGCAAUGGCAUCAUUUACAACAUGUUGAAAAGGACAGUUGACGCCUAUCCACAUGCCCAGAUUUAUGUGACCACAGAGAAACGUAUGAACUACUGCGAUGGAGUUUUUAAGAAGGAAACCGGGAGGGAUAGAGUCCAGUCUGGCUCCUACCUCAGCACCGGAUGGUUUACCUUCAUCCUGGCCAUGGACGCCUGCUACAGCAUCCACGUCUACGGGAUGAUAAAUGACACCUACUGCACGACAGAAGGGUAUAGAAAAGUCCCCUACCAUUACUAUGAACAAGGACGGGAUGAGUGCGAUGAAUACUUUCUCCACGAACACGCUGCCUACGGGGGACACAGGUUUAUCACUGAGAAGAAAGUAUUCGCUAAAUGGGCCAAGAAACACAGAAUAACAUUUACACACCCAAACUGGACAGUGUCUUGAUGCUGGGUUUGCCGAUCAUGAUACUCCCAGCCGGGAUGAUGAGGCUGAUGCAGAUGAUGGUGUUGACAGAGACAACGGUGAUGAUCAUGUGCCCAUUCUCUGCUGUAGAAGGUGACUCUGCUAGUAAUUUGGGGUUCUAUGGAAGGUAGCUCGUUUGUUCUGUUCUUUUUGGUGGUUCAACUCUACAUACUGCACUUUAUAAUUUAACUGGAAUUAAAAUGAAGGCCAGGGACAUGCCAACAAUGGCUGAAGAAAACAGGAGGAUUAGCUGUCACGAUAGCUGCUCAGAAUUCUUCAACAGUAGCUUCCAGAAGCCAUGGACAUGGCUUCAUGAAGCAUGGUUUCUAAGUGUGUGGUCUCCUGAGCUGGGACAGCUCUGCUGUCUUAGAGAAUGGCACUGUCCCGAGUAAUACCAUCAAGGUGCAGAGAUCUUAUCACAGUUACUGUUAGCCCAGGGGACUGAAAGGAUGUUUCUGAUAUGCCACCUUCCUUCAGUAAGUCUUAUAGCUGAUGCUUCGGGCUACUACCUAAUGAGCAAUGAAGAUAUCAUGUAAUUCUUGCAUAACAGGAUUACUGAACUAUCUGAUCAAACACUUAAUUCAAAAUGAACCAAGUAGCAGAUAUUGAUGAAUUUCCACUCUGACAGCUGCAUUCUCCCUACUCAAAACAAUGUAACUAAACAUAUUAUCAGAACGAUCUGUAUUAAUGUUUAGUUAUUUCGGUUGAGCACUAAAUAUUUCAGAAGGUUAUUUAACAUGUUAGAUGCACAACUUCAACACUGUAAUAACACAUACUGUGAAGACAGUCCUGAAACAUAACCAAAGGGUUUCCUCGCUCUGCUUCAACAUCCAACGCAGAAUUACACACUCUUUAAAAUGAUGAAACAGGGAAAGCAAAGCAUAUUUUUGCAUCCGUUUAUAUCCUAUCAUACUUCAUUAUAUAUAUAUAUAUUUGUAUAUCCAAAUUUCUAUUUUAUAAGCCCAAGAUGUGUCUCUCCAUAUGUCACAUGAUCAAUGCCAAGUGCCAGUUGUUAGGCAUGGAUGGUUCUUCAUAUCAAACCUGACCAGGGCUUUUGCCUUCCUGGGGUUAUUUUUCCCUAUCUUGUAUUGGAUGCUAUACCAUAAGGAUCUAAAUGUCCAAAGUGCUUUGUGAUUUAAAGUCCUUUCACAUACGAUUCCGUGUGGUGCCAUAUGGUCACCUCACUGGACCGUUGCCUGCAUAUUUGUGCCGUCUCUGGCCCAUGAUCUGUAAUGUGUUCACUGUGCUCCUGUAUGUGUCCCAGGUUGCUUGACCGGCUAAUAUUUGUAUAGAUAGCUUUUCUGUAAACUAGUAACCCAUUGAGUUCAGUGCCAAAUACAACACUGUGUACCAAGAUCAUGCAAAAACUAUCACAAAGAUGAUCUUGUCACAGAUCAGGACCCCUGUGAAUUUAGCUACUCCAGACUGUUCCGUUAUUGUUAGUGGCUCUAUUUAGGGGAGAAGAUGAGAGCCAGGGACAGUAGGUAGGAACAGAAGCAGUGAAAUGCAGUUUCUGUUCCAGGUUUAAAACAGCUUCAUUCUCCAAAGACACAGCGACCGGUGAAUAUUGGAGGUUGGGUUUCUGAGCGAGUAGCCAAGCAUCAGAAAAUGGCCUGGAGAGAUGAUUCCAGACACAAAAGCCAAGCUGAACUUAGUGCUUUGGAAGUUGGAAAUGAUGCAUCUCAACUUCCAGAACACUCGGCGGGUCUUCACCAGGUGUAAGGGUCAUACUGUCUUUCCUGUUUUCUUCUGGGGAGAAAGAUACCCCCAUACCCACACCCCUAAACAGUACCAAGCCCACCUGACCCAGAGGGACACAGAAGAUAGGGAGAGGUUAUUCUUUUACUGUUUCCUUAUGUGAUUUUAAUUUCUAUGAAUGUCGGUUUCUUCAGAGCUAAUGGUGGCUAGAAAUACCCACUUAAAGACAAAUGCAUAAUACCAGUGUUGAGACUGUGAUGUAGAUUGUUUUCCUCUCUGUUGUGCUACAGGAGUUCUGCUUUCAAAUAAAAAUUGAACCCUUGAUUAAUCAGUACACCUCGGGACACAAUCUGAUUUAUGGAGUAGUCGGUUAAUGGAGGGUGGAUCUGUUUGGGCGCUUACAGAUGAGACAUUUAAGACUUGUUCCCCUGCUACAGACUUGGCAACACCCUUUCCCCUCAUAGUCUAUGAAGAAAGCAGCCUCGGGUGUAACCUGGCAGUGUCUUCUGUGACAUGGUUGCAUGGCAAACACAUGCCUCCCUCUUCCUCCUGCUUCUCUUUCCUGCACUCUCCUUCCAACCCUCCUUCCUUCCUCCUCUCUCUCCUGUUCUCCCUCUUCUCCAUCCCCUCCCUCUUUCAACUAAACUCUAUAUUUUUGAUGACUGUUUUUGUCUCUUUAUUAUAAAGUAGGAAACAGGGGCAUUUUAUUCUCCACUUGGACCCAGCUGAAUUCCUUUUAAUCAGGCUCUCAGGACUUGCUUUUCUCUGAAAUCUUUGAUUUUUUUUCUGUGUCCAUUUCAUCUUUCUGCCAGUCUUUUAAUUAUAGUGUAAAUACAAGGUCUACUUUUGCCCAUGUUGAGAAGAAAUUUUCCAGCUCCGAUUGCUGAAGAGCGAGGCAAAGGGGCAAUUCAAGGAUUGCAUUCUGUCCUGCAAAUUUUGAUCAGUCCCACAAAUUCUAGUCUGUGGUGCAGAUUCCAUUCC